CUCGCGCCUCCGACUUCCCCGCUGAUUGACACCCGCCGCGCGCGCGCACGCACACGCGCGAUGAAAUAUUUCCCCACGUUUUGUGUACGCACUUAUUUUACUCAAAGCCUAUGGCUGCCCGCCGCUUAUAGCAGCCCGUAUGACAGCAGCCGUCCCGCCCUCAGAGCCACCGCGUGUCCUUUGACCUCUGGCGCUUCGAAAAUAGAGAGACGACCUUGUGGGGGCUCGAGUCGCUUCGCAGUUGUUGACGGCGCAGUUUUUUGGCCGCCAGUCAAAUAGUUUCUCACGUUGGGCGCCUGAGGUGAAGAAGAAGCUGUCGCGAAGUAUUCCUGCAGGAGUUGGGAUGUUUGCCACCGCCUCAGCACUCACUCACACCGCCGACUCAAAGUUGACAUCACUGUAAAGUUUUGGACUCUUCUCCUGGAGACCAGACCUCGACAGCUGGAAGUCACCACUUCGGUUGCUCGUCUUAUGGGUCCUCCGUGCCUUACGAAUGCCAAGUGACGCCAGUUGAUCUGCAUCAACACGUUCUCCUGAUCUCUACGGUCUUCAUUAACCAGUGGAGGGUGAUGAGGUCAGUGUGGAUCCUGCAGCUUGUUCUGCUUUUGGCCUUGACCUCCAGGGCCACGGGCCUCAGUAUCCCUCUGGAAGUGGAGCAGCCUCCAACCAUCAUAAGACACACAUCUGGUCCCCUUAUUGUCCUUCCUUUUGACUACACUGUAAAGAUCAAGUGUGAAGCCAGAGGCAACCCAACACCAGAAUACAGAUGGACAAAAGAUGGCAAAGACUUCAUCCCUCCACUCACCACGACAAACAGCACAGCCCACACAAAUGGCACUAUUGUGCUUUACAACAAGCUCCUUGCGCAGUUUCAGGGUAAAUACAGAUGCUACGCUUCUAACAAGCUCGGAACUGCCAUGACGGAGGAGAUUGAGCUGAUCGUUCCCAGUGUCCCCAAGUUUCCAAAGGAGGAACUUCCUCCCACCGUUGUCAAGGAGGGAGAGCCAAUCAUCCUGCGCUGUAACCCUCCAGAAGGCGUGGCCCCACGUCAGAUCUACUGGAUGUCUAUUGGUCUGCAGCACAUUGCGCAGGAUGAGAGGGUUUCCAUGGGCACUGAUGGCAACCUGUACUUCUCCAACGCCUUACAGAAUGACAGCCGUCAGGACUACUGUUGCUUUGCUUCCUUCCACAGAAUACGCACCAUCGUCCAGAAAUCCGCCGUGGCCGUCGUGGUCAAGAGCUUGAAAGCUGACAAUGAAUCUUCUGGUGGCGGAGAUGCCAAAGGCCCCCCAGCGAGGAUACCCAGCCUGCUGCUGCCCUCUGGUGUCCAGACAGAGAAAGUGCUCUUGAAGGGAGAGACUCUGCAGCUCGAGUGUAUACCACAGGGAUAUCCCACCCCAAAGGUAAGAUGGAUGAAAAUGGGAGACGAACUGCCUUCACAGACAGAAUUCAACAACUUUGGAAAGCUGUUGACCAUAUCUGCUGUGGAAGAGAGGGACGGGGGCAAAUACAUGUGCACAGCCGAAAACUCUGCUGGAGAGGCCGUCCACUACUUUGAUGUAAUUGUGGAAGAGCCGCCAAAGUGGCUGACAGAGCCUCCUCCGAGCCAGCUGACUGUGAUUGGGUCUGAUGUCCAUAUCAAGUGCUCGGUCAGUGGAAAACCACCGCCAGACAUAACAUGGAGGAGGAAUGGAGAAUUGUUCAGAGAUGACCCACAGAGCAGCAGGCGAGUGUUCGAUGACACUCUGGUGCUUCAUAACGCCAGACCAGAGGACAGUGGCGUCUACCAGUGUGACGCCUCCAACAGUCACGGCGGUGUUCUGGCCAACAUUAACAUCAUGGUCAUGAAUGUGGCUCCUCGGAUACUGACGAAGGACAACCAGGAGUACGCUGUAAUACUAGGAGGAGACAUGGUCAUGAACUGCAGUGUUUUCAGCUCUCCACCACCCAUCAUCUCUUGGACCAGAGAUGAGACUCCAGGAAUCAUCCAGGGAGAACGUUUUUUUACUCUCCAGAACGGAUCUUUACGAAUCAUCAGUGCACAAAAGGACGACAGUGGGAAAUAUGUGUGUUUUGCCUUCAACACGGAGGGCAACACGGCUAUCACUGCUGUGCUGGAUGUGAAAGACCCAACAAAAAUAGUAGCUCCACCUCAGGACAUGCAGGUCAUCAGUGGGACCAGAGCCCAGUUGACGUGUCAGGCAGAGUACGAUAAAAGCCUGCGGGGCUCCUUUGAGGUGGUAUGGAGGAAGGAUGGACAGGAGAUCGCGCCGCCCUUUGAGGAAAAUUCCAGAUACUCAGUGGACGAUGGCAUGCUGCAGAUCAUGAAUGUGAACCUGAGUGACCAGGGACAAUACAGAUGCACUGCUAGAACCAGCCUGGAUGAGGACGAUGCCACUGCACUACUCACCAUACUCGACGUUCCAGAUGCUCCAACAAAUUUACAGAGAUCUGAACUCAAUAGUCCGAGGAACAUCUCCCUGUCAUGGGUGCCUGGGAGUGAUCACAACAGUUCUGUAACAGAAUUUAUAGUGGAGUUUGAGGAGAGCCAAUGGGAGCCCGGCAGGUGGAAGGAGCUACAGAAAGUCCCUGGUAACCAGGCAACAGCCGAGCUGGCACUACAUGGCCACCUUAACUACCAGUUCAGAGUGUAUGCUGUUAACGCCGUUGGACCUGGACCCCCCAGUGAGCCCACCGAGAGAUACAAAACACCCCCUGCUGCUCCUGAUAAGAACCCAGAAAACAUCAAAAUUCAAGGCCAUCUCCCUCAUCAGAUGGACAUUAGCUGGGAGCCGCUGCAGCCUAUUGAACACAAUGGCCCAGGUCUCGAGUACAAGGUGAGCUACAGGAAACUGGGGGUGGAAGAUGUCUGGAGGGAGCAUCUGGUCAAAAGACACUCCUUUGUCGUGAGGAACACGUCCACCUUUGUUCCCUACGAGAUCAAAAUUCAGAGCAGGAACAGCCACGGCUGGGGACCGCAGCCUAAAGUUGUUACCGGUUACUCCGGAGAAGAUGUCCCGACUGCAGCACCACGGGAUGUGGCAGUGGAGGUGUUCAACACCACUGUUCUGAGAGUUAGCUGGACCCCAGCUCCACCUGCCACAGUGAGAGGUCAUCUCGGGGGCUACAACGUUCACUGGUUGAGAAAACGGAGUCUGCUGAAUCCCAACAAGAUUUUAGAUGAACGCCAGUCCAUGUCUUUUCCUGGGAAGAGGACUCACGCCAUCGUGCCGAGUCUUCAACCUUUCUCUGAGUACAGACUCACUGUCAACGUUUUCAACAAGAAAGGCAAUGGGCCCAACAGUGACCCGGUCACCUUCAGCACUCCAGAGGGAGUUCCUGAGCAAGUGCCCGUCCUGACCGCCUCCAACGCCCAGAAAGACUCCAUUCUGCUGGUGUGGGGCCCACCGCUGGAGACAAACGGCGUCCUCACUGGUUAUCUCCUGCAGUACCACCACAUUAAUGAGACCACGCUGGAGGUGGUUGAUUCCCGGGAGAUAAACAUCAGUGUGGCUGACACCACCCAGUGGCAGCUUCAGGGCUUGAAUGAGGGCAGCCUCUACCGCUUCCACCUCAGUGCCUGCACUCGAGCAGGUUGUGGACCUCCGCUGGCCCAGGAGAGCAGCACCAUUGCUCAAGCACGUGCAGAGGGUCAGCAGAGCGACUUUUCAACCCAGGGCUGGUUCAUUGGGACCAUGUGUGCUGUGGCGCUCCUCACCCUUGUUGCGCUCAUGGCCUGCUUUGUGCGGAGAAACAAAGGUGGCAAGUAUGCAGGUACGCCGCCGCCGCCCCAGCGACAAGACAUGUUCUCCAUGGAAAAAGUGAAAGAGAAGGAAGACCUCCACCCUGACGUGGAGUCACAAGGAAUGAAUGAUGACACCUUCUGUGAAUACAGUGACAGCGAAGAGAAGCCACUGAAGGGCAGCAGCUUGUGUUCCCUGACUGGCGAUGACGCGGUGGGAGACGGCGUCAGCAGAGACAGCCUGGUCGACUACGCAGACGGUGAAGGAGAAUUCGAUGAGGACGGUUCAUUUAUCGGAGAAUAUUCCACACGCAAGCACGGAGGCUCUAUUAGCGAGCCCAGUGGACCCCGGCAAGUCACUGCAUAAAGCCAGGCUCCAGUUGAAGCGGUCCACUUCAAAUUCUUUCAAGAUACCAUUUAAAUUCAGCUUCCCUGGCAUUAAAUAUAGCUUGAAUAGCCAAAUAUGGGGCAAUAAAAAUGACUCAAAUGUGCAGAAGUUUUUUACAGCAGGGAGAAGUUUUGCCCAGGGACCAGAGAGGAAAGAAUACACCAUCAGUGUGAAUACCAUGUGACUCUUUGUACAUACUGUAAGAGAAUGACCUGUAUCGUUUGAGUGUUUCAUGAUUUUAUUAAUGAUAAUAAAGUGUUUUUUGUACCUAUCA
This is a messenger RNA of Chelmon rostratus (copperband butterflyfish), 4404 nucleotides long. Its product is annotated as neural cell adhesion molecule L1-like protein. The transcript has 26 exons. Gene Ontology annotation, biological process: cell-cell adhesion. Gene Ontology annotation, molecular function: protein binding. The record is from RefSeq and is a predicted model, not a curated record. Lineage: Eukaryota; Metazoa; Chordata; Actinopteri; Chaetodontiformes; Chaetodontidae. The coding region runs from base 570 to 4109 and encodes 1179 amino acids.